CGGCGCCGGGCCCGGCAGCGAGCGAGCUCUGCGGCCCAUGGGAGCGGGCGGCGCGGCGUGAGCCGGCCGCCGCGGGUGGGCAGGGGGGCAGGCGGGCGGGCAGGCAGACAGGGGGCGGUGGAUCGGCCGGCGGGGCUGCCCCGUUGCUUGCGGCCGCCAUGGAGGUGUGCGAGAGCGGCGGGGAGCAGCCGCCGCUGCUGCACUGGGACCGCAAGCUGAGCGAGCUGUGCGAGCCCGCCGACCCCGACACCUUGCUGUGUCACACGCACUUCACAGAGUUCCUGGAUGAGUUUUCACCCGAUGUCCUAGGCCAGCUCUUGAAUGAUCCCUUCUUGUCUGAGAAGAAUGAAAUAAUGGAGGUGGAACUGUCUCCAGCGUCCCCAGCACCCCUCAUCCAGGCAGAACACAGCUACUCCCUCUGUGGGGACUCUCGACCCCAGUCUCCCUUGACCCACAUCUCGACCGAUGACAACUUUAAUGAAGGUGACCUGGAAAAUGAGGAAUGGUGUCUGGCUACAGAGCUUACUCCAGCAGCAAUAAAGACUGAGCCAGUGUUGUGCGAGACAUCAGGCCUUGCUCCCUCAGUCAGUCUCACUGUCACAGCCACGUCGCUGGAGGGAGAACAACCUGAGCUACAGACAGAUGCCCUGAUGAAACCACUGAGCCAGAAAGUUCUUCCAGAGAUUAAAUUGGAGCCCCAUGAAGUGGAUCAGUUCCUGAACCUCUCUUCUAAGGAAGCAGUGGAUCCCCUGCAUUUGCCUCCAACCCCUCCCAGCAGCCAUGGCAGUGACUCUGAAGGAGGGCAGAGCCCGGCUAGAUCGCUCCCUCCUUCAAGCCCAAUCCAGCUACAAGCCACGGCUAAAAUGACAUCACGCACAGCUUCAGCGCUCUCCAAUUCCCCUCUCCUGACUGCACCACAUAAAUUACAGGGGACUGGCCCACUCAUCCUGACAGAGGAGGAGAAGAGGACGCUGAUAGCAGAGGGGUACCCAAUCCCUACCAAACUGCCCCUGACAAAAGCGGAGGAGAAAGUGCUGAAGAAAAUCCGCAGGAAAAUAAAGAACAAGAUCUCUGCCCAGGAAAGUAGAAGAAAAAAGAAAGAAUACAUGGACAGUCUGGAAAAAAAAGUUGAGACUUGUUCAAAUGAAAAUAGUGAGCUGCGUAAGAAGGUUGAAGUCCUGGAGAAUACUAACAGAACACUUCUGCAGCAGUUGCAGAGACUCCAAGCCAUGGUUGCUGGGAAAGUGUCCCGUUCGUGUAAGGCAGCUAGUACACAGACAGGGACCUGUCUUAUGAUGGUGGUGCUGUGCUUUGCAGUAGUUUUUGGCAGCUUCUCUCAGAGCUAUGGGCCAUAUCCUUCUGCUACAAAAAUGGUGUUGCCCAGGCAGCAUUCCUCGCCAGAGUCCUACACAGACUCCAUUGUGAGGUCAAGGAGUCUGCUAAUUUACGAAGAGCCUCACCAACUGGAGGAGUCAUCAAGCCCAAUCUCCUUUGCAGAUCGCAAUGACAGGCAAGCAGACACCUCCAAGUACACAGCACUGUCCCUGGAAGCCAUGCCAGGGACACAGCAGGAUGAUAUCAUGCAAUUCACAAUAGCCAACGAGACGAGGCUAGAGAAAUCGGUGCUGCUGGGCCUGCAGCAGCACAGAGUCAACUCGGAACUAGAAGGAAAUGAAACACUGAAGAUAAUUGAAAUAGAUAGAAGAGUCAAUGCCACCUCUUAAAAAUAAAAAAGGCCUUUUUUCUUGCCUUCCCUCUUUCCCACGUAUUUUCAACCAAAGUCCCCCUGACUUGUCAUCCUCAGUGAACCAAAGCACAAAAGAGAGGGAGUUCAACUUCCGCAUUGACUGGUGAGGCUGUGACUGCAGAUGGGAUAUCUUGUCUUUGUAACUCCCUUCCUCACUUCACACACAGUCCCUGUCUUUGCUUUUAUUCCUUUCCUGUCUAAUACUGCAAGGACAGGAUUGAAUUAUGAUGGCAGAUGACACCAGCAGUGUGCCGGUGACUGGUGGGGGUGUGUGUGUGUGUGUGUGCACACAUCCUAAUCUGAGCACAAAGACAUUCUGUAGAAGAGUGAAAUAUGCAAAACUGAUAGGAGCAUGUGGGUGAUAGGUUUCUUGGGAGAAGGUAUUUGAGAGAAAGAGGAGAUGCAGCAUGAUGCUGCUCAGAAUCUAGCCACAGCUCCAUGCCUACUGGUCUACAGCACUUGAGCCUUUUGGGGGGAUUGAGAAGCAUGUGUGUAGCCUGCUUCUGAAGGGACUAGAAAGGGCCCUGACACUGCUGAGUUAACAGCACAGGCAGGAGAGGGAAGGGCAAUGAUGCUACUGAAUUGUCCUCCUCUUGAUCUUUCUCUUCUCCCCUCCAGCCUCUUUAUCACUUAGUGGGGUAUCAUUUUCUGGGUUGAAAGCAGUCCUGGUAAGCUUCCCUACUGCUUCAACCCUUGUGGAAUUCAAGCAAAGAUCAGUCGCUGUCUUGUCACACUUUGUGUGGGAGAAUUAUGCUAGUUUAACUAAAUCUGUUUAAAAAGCAGGUUUUGUUAAAUUUAUGCAAUGUUUUGGAUGGAUGUCCUUUAGUCUGCUUAAGUCUGAUCUGUUUAGUUUAAAUCAGUUCCUUCCUAACAAACUAAAUCAAUGUAAGGCUUAAACCAGAAGUGCCUCCUGAGAGGACCAUAUGGAUUUAAUUUAUUGGCUUCUAGAUGCAUUGAUGGAAUUUCUUAUGGAGACCCGGUCUCAGACUGUCUUGUGUUUUCCUUUCCUUGCCAUCUUCCUGUUACUACUGUAAAUAGUAUUUAUUAGCUUUGCAAGAUUUUGUUCAGGCAGUCGCAAUGAAGAGAACUGAGCUUCCCUAACCCUGCAAGUGGUCUGGGCAGACUCUGAAAUCGGACACACAAAUAUCACUGAACACCCAUUCCCUCCCUUCAGACUUGAAUUGCCCUAAAUAAAGCCAUGUGUCUUAUCUUCCUCUUACCUCCUUUUCCAGAGAUGUGAUCUUAGACCAGCUGCUUAGCCAAAAAGAUAGGGUUAUAGGUAGCCUCAGCUAGGCACGGUUCAGGCCUGGAGGUGGUAGAUACUGUAUUAACUCUAUGGCAAGACAGCCUCUGACCUGAAGAGUUGCGUUUGUAGGCAGGAGAUAAGGCAAAAGAGGGAUGAGAUGGGCACAUAGGGAGGUGAAGUGACUGGACCAAGUUCAGUGGAAAAGCCAAGAGCAGUAUUCAGGUCUGAUCCUGGUCCAGUACUUUUCUCCCUGCUUUGUUUCCUCCUUGUCUCAUGUAGCUGUUGCCUUUAAGGGUUCUCCCUCUCUUACUACCCUGGUCACGCCUUUGCCCGAGCUGUGCUUCUUGCAAUUUGUCCUUGCAGUGGCACAGUCGAACCUACCCCAGGAUUUGAGCAGGGUUUUAUCUGGUUACUACAGAAGGGCACUCAGACUCUACUGAGGAUGGAUUUAAUAUGAAAAUCCUCAUUCAGCAGGCUAGCAUAGCUACUUUACAGUUUACCAGAAGAAGUCAAUUUUUAAAAAGGAUAAAGAAUUUUGAAGCUCUUUUUUUUUUAUUAUUUUUUUCCUAAUGAUAAAUAAGGGAAAAACUUAACCUAGCCUUACAAGUAAUUUUUUACCAUGUACAGUAGAUAUUUCCUGCAAGUAUUCUAUUUUGUAAAAUAUUGGAUUUGUAUUUUAUUACAGCAGCUGCCACACCAGCUCCUUUAUUGUUCUUCAUUCUCCUUUGACUUUCUUCCUUCAAUAUCCUAUUUGCCACCCUCAGGCCUGACUCAAAACUCAGUGAAAUGAACGGAAAGAAUUCGAUGAAUUACAGGGAGCUGUGGAUCAGUCCCCACUGUGCCAUUUUAAGGUGUUUCACAUUAGUGACAGUGAAACAUGUGCCUGACUCCAUGAGCUGGUAAUGAGUUUUGGUGUACAGACGUGCUUUCUAGGUAAUGCCCUAUUCUUAUAUGUAAGUGCCUUUUUAUUAUUUUAUCUUUGGUGGCAAUGAGAGGAGAAAUGCUGUUGUAGUCUAUUUUGCAAGUGUUCCCUUCUUCUUGGCAUGGGUCAGCCUCUUCCCUAAAGUCUCUUUCCCUUCACAGUGAUCCUGCUGGGUCCUCUGAAUCAUUCCAGUAUCCACCCACAACUUUUGUAUGAUUUUUUUUUUUUAACAAUUUAAGGCUUCACAUAAAUAAUGAACACUGGUGGGUGCCACAAGGGAUGGCUGCAUUCCGUAGCCACAUGAGGUCAGCAAAGUGACAGGACAAAACUGGGACUGACCGUUCCAUUACCGUAUGGCUAGGCAUUGUAAGUGGGCAAGGUCAUAGCUUAGAAAGUUCCUUAAAAGGUCUUUUUUUUCAGAGAACCCGUGGUUUGUCACCUCUGAGGACAACCGAAUGGUUAAGUCUUCUGCAAAAGAGGCCCCCAGCUGCGGAGCAUAACCUUGCUCUUACUAGUCUUGCAGCUUGCACUGUGCAUAAGCAGGAGACUGCUCUGCCUGAGCUCAUGCCUAUUACCAGUUAAAUGGAUCACCUCCCAUUGCAGAUAAAGCUGACUUCACUGUAUUAAAACCAAAAUUGAAUUAUUUCUCAAUACUUAGACAGACGAUUUCACAAAACCCAAACAACCCCCCUCUCUGAAACCUACUGCACUAGUCACCAUUAAAGCUUUGCCCUUUUGUUUGUUUAAUUUGGGCAUGUCAGUUCAAAUCUGAUCGGGAGAUAGUCAUGUUUUCAUCUGGAGCAUUUUAAACUGGCCACGGUCAGGGUCAGGCCUCUAAACUAAUUCAUCCAAGCCAUUAUGGCCAUACCAAUUUUCUUGUAAAUGUUUGAUAAUCUAUUGCUAUAAUCUUAGUUUGUGUAAUCCUUUAAGUUAUUUUUAGGUACUCUUUUGGGGAAUCUCUUGACCUAGCACACACAUUGCUUGGGGAUUUAUUAUAUUAAAUAUUACUUCUUUAUAAUAAGGAAAACCUUUGCUUUACUUUGGUAUGUUUGUGAUCAUUUUUAUUCGGGGGCCUUAAUAGAAUAGGUUUCUCUGCUAGAUACUAGGGGCCAAAGAAUCUCCUGUCAUCACCUACCCACAGGCUGUUAUGCGACAAGGACCUCACUAUCUCCAGAGGCAGUUUAUUGCCCGUGUUACGUACCUAGCAGGGGGACAGAGGAGGCAGGACACAUCCAAUUGCACUGCCAGCCUUAGCAGUCCAGGGGUGACCCAAGUGUGAAUGUUGAUGCACAGCAGACCACAUGGAGAGGCAGCUGUAUGUGCUCUGUGUUAAGGGCAUAGGGAAGGAGUAGUAAGGUGUAUUCAGGGAGGAUGCCAGUAUAAGUGCUUUUAAUUAGCUCAGCUAUAUUACUUGAGGUCUUAGCCUUCUGCCAGUAUACUUUUUCCAGUGAUGAGUGACUCGGUGCUGUAGAAUAAUAUUGUGUGUGUGGACAGGGUAGGCUAAGGCCUUAAUGUGCUACUUAAUUUCCAUUUCCACUAGAGGACUUAAGUGAUCCAUAGAGUCUUCAGCUGUAACAUUAUGCUGGUUGUCAGGACAAUUUUAUACACACUAGUAAACUUACCUUUUGGCCUAUAGCUUUAAAGCAUGUCUAGAUCUGUCAGGUCUUUGCUUCUAGGGAGAUAAGCUACAAAAGAAUGUAGGGCAUUAUUUUUUUAUAUAUAUAUAUUUUAAAAGUAUCAAGCACAGGGCAUGUGACAGUUCUAACCUUGUUACCAGUGUGUAGAUAAUGUUGGGGGUUUUUUUCCCAGGCUAUUUAUAGUUCUUUGCUGCAUUUCUCUUAUUUCAUCUGUACCAUUCAAUAUUUUUCAGCAGCACAGACUAAUAAUGGAUUAGGCUGAGGUUCUUAGGCCAGAUCCUAGCUGAUACAACGCAGCACGCUUCAUACUUAAUGCUUUUGGAGGCUGCAGGUCUGAUUUAUACUGGCAGGGGGCCUCUUCCAUAUCUCUCUGUGUAACAAUGUGUCUCAGUGUAUUCUUGAUUUUUCUAACAUAGAGCUGAAAAUGAAUAUAAAAACUUUUCUUCUUUGUUUUUUUUCCUGCUAAAAAAACCAACCCACCUGUCUGCUCCCAUCCCCCCAAACUAUCAGCGGUGAAUUCUGUCUAGACGCAUUUAGAAUGUAGGUCAAGUAAAUGAAUGAUACUAAUUGCUAUGUUGGGAGGGAUUUCCACUGAGUAUUUGGGCUCUAGAUUCUAGCUAAUGCCAAGAGGCCAUUGUACAAAACCCACGCAGCUAAGAACAGAAGUAUAUGGAGUAUUUUUAUACUCUUGGUGACUAAAAUAUUUCUUUCUCAAGUCACUAAUUAGAAAGGGAACAUUUUGUAUUCUGAAGGUGAAAUGGUAGGUCAGUACUUUGCAACUACAAAAGUUAUACUUGCCUAUGUAAGUAGUGUAGUGCUAUGCUGUGUUGCUGCUUUGCACUAUAGUGUUAAGGAUAAACAACUUUGGGGAUUGCAAAGAUGAAUGAACUGGCUUACGUGUUAAGGUCUUUACAAAUAAGAUGUAAGGAUUCAAUCAAUGGGCCAGGAUAUUGUAGCUUUCUCAUGGCCAAUAAAAUGACAGUGGGCAUUCAGGGAUUUGUUGAGGGUGUGAUCUCAUUUACUACUGCAUUGCUUAGGUGAUCAGCAUCCAUUGGAGACUCCCAAGAUUGAGAGGGAAAUUGCCAUUUGUUUUUGUGGUUGUCACGUCAGGCCUUUUUCUGCUUUACCAAGGCAUAUAACUGAACAGGCUUCCAACAUAGAAAAGAGUGCAUCUCGCAGGAAACUCUGAUUUGUGAUGCUAAAAUGGAGUUUCAAUAUUUUUUAUUACCAGUAGUCUCUUCUCUGCCCUAAAGCCCAUCUCCAUACUCUUCCUUUAAGAGUCAGAACUGAAUAGGUGAGAACAAAACAUGGGAAAGCUGGAUUUGCAGACCUGUCUUACAGAAGAGAUGAAAGAAAUGGCCAAUGAGGGGACUCCUGACAUCACAGGGAAAAUUCCUAGUUCUUGAUUCAAUAAAUCAGCAAUGAUAGUCUCUUUCAUUAGUUCCCCCCUUGUUUUAGCUUUGCUCUUCCCCUUGCUCUUUCAUACUAUGUGGUCCUGUUUAUGCAUAUUUGACCUUUAUGGUAUAUGCCAUUUUUCCUUCCAACCAGCAGGUAGAAAUCUUGUUGAACUUUAGCAGCCCAUAAUUAAGGGAGUGGAGAGGAGAGGGGGAAGCAGAGGCAAGUAAUCAAUUUCUUUUAACAGAACUCUGCUCGUGUCUGACUUUGCCAUAUCAGAUUUUAAUUCAAUGGUGCUGAUGUAACAGCAUCUUGCUUUCUUCAUUUGUACAGUUAGCAAGAACGAGUGUGAGCGUGUGUGUAUCUGUGCACGUGUUCAUGGUGAGCAAUUAAAAAAAUACCCGCAGAGUUGUUUUUUUAAUGUAGUAAGCAUCACUAAAUAAAGGCAUCUACCUGAACACACAGGGCACAUUCCACUUGGUGCAACAGAAAGUCCAGGUGUUUCUGAAGCCUGUUCACAUUCCACAUCACCGAGCACGUGUAAAACUGUAGUGUGAAUUGCUGUAUGAAGUCUGUCCUAUUAGCAAUUUUCAACUGAAAGUUGUUGCACUGUGUCUUUGUGUGUGUAUGCAUAAAUUGUCUGGCCUUUCUGUAGAACAGUUCUGGGUUGGUACAAAAAAAAGUAAUUACUUUAGGUUUUAUUGUAUCUUUGGGUGUCACUUUUGUCCUGCAGAAUUAUGUCUUCGAAUGCUUUUUUUUUUUUUUCUUCUUAAAUGGUGUAAGGUAGCCUUAAAAAGUGGCCCCUGGGAGCUGACAGCUCAAGGAACACAGUUUGUUGAGCUGGUCUUCUGGGAGAGGACCUAAAGAUCUCUCCUUCCCCUGGAGCCCUGCUACCCUAACCACCCCAGGGAUGCAGUAAGAUGCCAGGGAGGGGAAACAGUUUGCUCUCCGAGGGCCAGGCCGUGAUGUAAGUACAUCACAGUUUCCCUGAGAUUUGCUGGGCCUUCCAAGAGUAAAUUACCUGGUGUUACCCUCUUGAAGAGAAAUACACGUCCAGGGCCACAGCCAUUGCCUUGGACUGUGCAAAACAGUACCUUGUGACUCUGAGUCACUCUGCGUGUGACACCCCUAAGGCAUUUCAGCUGAUCUUUCCCUCCGUUCAUGUGGAUACAGUAUGAACUUGUGCAAACAUUUAAAACUAUCUAAGAUGAAAAGGACAGUGCAAAAGCACAUCCCCCUGAACUCCUUGGUAAACUGCAUUGGGGCCUCUUCUGACUGCAGAUGUCUCUGUUCUUUUGCCAUAAGUCUGUUUAACUCUGUGUAAGUGUGUUCAAUGGCCUCUCUCUUUUUGUACAAGCGCAGUCAUCUGGAUACGGUCCCACCUGAUUGUUCACACUGCAAACAUGUCCAUUGGGUGGAAAGAAAUUGCUGUUUUUCCUUUUUAAAUCUUCUGCUUGAUUCUACGAAAGAACAGACUACUUGUUUUUGUAGCCUAAACAUGUAUGUAGCUAAGUAUGUUAUGCUUUUCAUUUCUUGCAAAUAAAUAUUUUCUGUAGAAAAAGCAA
This is a messenger RNA of Harpia harpyja (harpy eagle), 8512 nucleotides long. It is a transcript of the gene CREB3L2, whose product is annotated as cAMP responsive element binding protein 3 like 2. Bases 159 to 1724 code for a protein of 521 amino acids. Gene Ontology annotation, biological process: regulation of transcription by RNA polymerase II. Lineage: Eukaryota; Metazoa; Chordata; Aves; Accipitriformes; Accipitridae. The transcript is spliced from 12 exons. Gene Ontology annotation, molecular function: DNA-binding transcription factor activity, RNA polymerase II-specific; cAMP response element binding. The record is from RefSeq and is a predicted model, not a curated record.